This is a messenger RNA of Penaeus indicus, 1650 nucleotides long. RefSeq names its product adhesive plaque matrix protein-like. Lineage: Eukaryota; Metazoa; Arthropoda; Malacostraca; Decapoda; Penaeidae. The record is from RefSeq and is a predicted model, not a curated record. The coding region runs from base 1 to 1650 and encodes 549 amino acids. Gene Ontology annotation, cellular component: extracellular matrix. The transcript has 11 exons.
AUGUGUCGAAACACCGUUCUCGCUCUUGCCCUUGUGGCCGUCGCUUUGGCUGCUCCUUCACAGCCUUCUUACGAUUACUCUCCUCCGGCAACCUAUGACGCUCCUGCUAAGUAUGACUUCAACUACGCUGUUAAGGACGACUACUCCGGAAACGACUUCGGUCACCAGGAAGCCCGUGACGGAUACAACACUCAGGGUUCCUACUUCGUCCUCCUUCCCGACGGUCGUCUGCAGAGGGUCACCUACACUGUCAACGGCGACUCUGGCUACGUAGCUGAGGUCAGCUACGAGGGUGAAGCUCAUUACCCUGAGCACCAUUCUGCUCCUGCCUACAAGCCUGCGCCUGCUUACAAGCCUGCCCCUGCCUAUGAACCCGCCCCUGGUUACCCUGCUCCUGUCUACGAACCUGCUCCUACCUACAAGGCUGCCCCUGCCUACAAACCUGCUCCUGCCUACAAGCCCACUACACCAGAAACACCUUCAACCACAAGGAAGCUUGCAGUGGAUAUAUUACCAGGGUUUCCUACUGCGCCCUGCUUCAUGACGGUCAUACGGGAUUUCAACUGCUUGGCUAAGAUCGCCGUCGCUCUUGCCCUUGUGGCCGUCACUCUGGCUGCUCCUUCACAGCCCUCCUACGGAUAUGCUCCUCCAGCAGCUUAUGACGCUCCAGCUCAAUAUGACUUCAACUACGCUGUAAAGGACGACUACUCUGGAAACGACUUCGGCCACCAGGAGGCACGUGACGGAUACAACACACAGGGUUCCUACUACGUUCUCCUUCCCGACGGCCGUCUGCAGAAGGUCGCUUACACUGUUAACGGUGACUCCGGCUACGUGGCUGAGGUCAGCUACGAGGGUGAGGCCCAUUACCCUGAGUACCAUCCUGCUCCUGCCUACAAGCCUGCCCCUGCCUACAAGCCUGCCCCUGUCUACGAACCUGCUCCUACCUACAAGGCUGCCCCUAAACAGCUAUACCUUAAUGUAGUGAAAUUUAUUGAUUAUAUGUAUUGUGUACCGACACCAUACUACAUUGAAGAAUUCCUUUAUAAAGAUUACGGUAUGGUUGUCGUUGCCCUCGCCCUCGUGGCCGUUGCUGCCUCUGCACCUUCUCAACCAGCUUACGGCUAUGCUCCUCAGCCUACCUACGAGGCUCCUGCCAAAUACGACUUCAACUACGCCGUGAAGGAUGACUACUCUGGGAACGACUUCGGUCACCAGGAGGCCCGUGAUGGCUACGACACCCAGGGUUCCUACUACGUCUUGCUUCCCGACGGUCGUCUGCAGAAGGUUGCCUACACUGUCAACGGCGACUCCGGUUACGUGGCUGAGGUCAGCUACGAGGGUGAGGCUCAGUAUCCCGAGUACAAGCCUGCUCCUGCCUACAAACCUGCUCCUGCCUACAAGCCUGCCCCUGCCUACAAGCCUGCUCCUGCCUACAAGCCUGCUCCUUCUUACCAGCCCGCACCUACCUAUGAGCCUGCUCCUUCCUAUGAGACCACCCCAGCUUACCCUGCUCCUUACCACCCUGCACCUGCCUACAAGCCUGCUCCUUACCAUCCUGCACCUUCCUACAAGCCUACACCUGUCUACAAACCUGCCCCUGCCUACGAGCUUGUUCCUACCUACGAGACCACCCCAACCUACGCUUAA